This is a messenger RNA of Cheilinus undulatus (humphead wrasse), 3573 nucleotides long. RefSeq names its product low-density lipoprotein receptor-related protein 2-like. Gene Ontology annotation, molecular function: serine-type endopeptidase activity; calcium ion binding; protein binding. Bases 69 to 3335 code for a protein of 1088 amino acids. Gene Ontology annotation, cellular component: plasma membrane. The transcript has 25 exons. Gene Ontology annotation, biological process: proteolysis. Lineage: Eukaryota; Metazoa; Chordata; Actinopteri; Labriformes; Labridae. The record is from RefSeq and is a predicted model, not a curated record.
UCGUGUUUGAUCAGACAGACGGCACGCUCUCAUUUCACUCCGGUGGUGUUUUCUUAUGGGCUGCAGUCAUGAGGCUGAAGAUCUGCUUGGUUUUCCUCCUCUUAGCGGUGCUCCUCGUACCGGCUGAACUGAAACCUAAAAAGCACAAGAAGCAUCGCCACGGUCAUCGGCAUCAUGAUCACGAGCACCACGGUCCCGGGCAUCACGACAAGAAGAAGAAAGGCCGCUUCGAAGACAUCAUUCAAGACGUCUGUGCGAUCUCUGACGGAGCUGGCCAGGAUGAAGAGGAGGAGGAUGAUGAUAAAAAUGAAUGGCUGUAUGAUAUCCAGGAGCCUACAGGCGUGUGUAACCAAAACCCCUGCCACAACUACGGGGUGUGUAAGCAGAAAGACGGACAAACUAGGAAAUUCAAAUGUGACUGCCAAGAACCGUUCAAGGGGAAGAAAUGCAAGACAGGUCCGAAGAUUUGUAGGAGGGGGAUGUGUGGGCAUGGAGAGUGCGUGCUGACCUCGACCCCCCCGUACUAUGAGUGCAAAUGCAGAGCGCCUUUCCAGCCGCCAGACUGCAGAACAUAUUCAGUGUGUGAGCCGAACCCGUGUCAGAACGGAGGAACGUGCACCAGGGAUGGGAACAACUUUGACUGCCAGUGUCCUCCAGGGUACAGAGGACGAUUCUGCCAAGUUGGCCCUGAUGACUGCUUCGUGGACGAUGGCGAGUCUUAUCGAGGGAACGUGAGUGAGACCGACGACGGAGAUGAAUGUCUCCACUGGAACAAUCACUUCAUCCUGGACAGCGGCGUCAAUCCCUUCAACUCCUUCGAGGACAAAGAUGGACUCGGCCCUCAUAACUUCUGCAGGAACCCGGACGGAGAGAACAUGCCGUGGUGUUUCUUCAGGAGAGGAUGCCGCCUACUGUGGGACUAUUGCAAAGUCACCAAGUGCAGCGAUACAACAGCUGCUCCAACCAGCGUCCCUGACUGCCCUGGGUUUACAUGUACAAAUGGACGCUGUAUUCCUAAAGAGUGGAGGUGUGACAGCGAGGACGACUGUGUGGAUGGGUCUGACGAGGCCAACUGUGCAGUCAUAGACACCAGCUGCUAUGGGUUCCAGUGUGGGAACGGACGCUGUAUUACUAAGCAGCAGAGGUGUAACGGAAAUGAUGACUGUGGGGACGGGUCAGAUGAGGUCAACUGUGCAGUUGAUCCAUCCAGGGUACCUGACUGCACUGGGUUUAUGUGUAAAAACAGACACUGUGUUUACAUACAGUGGAGAUGCAGCGACUGUGAGGACGGGGCUGACGAGGCAAACUGUACAGCUGCUCUAACCAGGAUCCCUCGCUGCUCUGGGUUCCAGUGUGGGAACACAAAGUGUAUUCCUAAACGGUGGAAAUGUGAUGGAGAUGACGACUGUGGGGAUGGGUCUGACGAGGCCAGUUGUGCAGCUGUUCCAACCAGCGUCCCUGACUGCCCUGGAUUUAGAUGUGCAAGUGGACGCUGUAUUCCUAAACAGUGGUGGUGUGACGGAGAUAUCGAUUGUGGGGAGCUAUCCGACGAGACCAACUGUGGAGCUAUCACCUGCAUUCGAAUGUUCAAUUGUGGGAACAGAACCUGUAUGCCUAAAGAGUGGAGAUGUGAUGGAAAAGACAACUGUGGGGACGGGUCUGAUGAGGUCAACUGUGGAGCUAUCAGCUGCUCUGAGUACCAGUGUGGGAACGGACGCUGUAUUCCUAAACAAUGGAGAUGUGAUGGUGAUAAUGACUGUGAGGACGGGGCUGACGAGGCCAACUGUAGAGCCAGCCGCUGCUCUGGGUUCCAGUGUGGGAAUGGACGCUGUAUUCCUAAACAACAGAGGUGUGACAGAGCUGAAGACUGUGGGGAUGGAUCUGAUGAGGCCAACUGUGCAGCUUUCAGCUGCUUUGGGUUCCAGUGUGGGAACAGACGCUGUAUUUCCAAACUUUCCAGGUGUGACGGAUUCGAUGACUGUGGGGACGGGUCUGACGAGGCGUACUGUGCAGUGCCUCCAACCGGGCUCCCUGACUGCUCUGAGUUCCAGUGUGGGAACAGACAUUGUAUUCCUAAACAGUGGAGGUGUGAUGGGGAUGACGACUGUGGGGACGGGUCUGAUGAGGCCAGCUGUGCAGCUGCUCCAACCAGCAUCCCUGACUGCUCUGGGUUCCAGUGUGGGAACAGACGUUGUAUUCCUAAACACUGGAGAUGUGACAGAGAUGACGACUGUGGGGACGGGUCUGACGAGGCCAGCUGUGCAGCUUUCGGCUGCUCUGGCUUCCAGUGUGGGAACGAAUUCUGUAUUCCUAAACAGCAGUGGUGUGAUGGAGCUGAGGACUGUUUGGACGGGUCUGAUGAGGCUAACUGUCCAGAUGCAUCAUCCACUGACGACGACCAAGAUCCCCCCUGCCCCACAGCUCCACCGCCCCAACCCACCCGUCCUCAACCAACAGACGCCAAACCCCCGACCACCGAAAGACCCAGCCAGGAGGCGCCCACUUCUGCUGCACCCACUGUUCCUGUGACCGACCCAAUAACUCUGCAGUUCACCACGUGUGGUAAACCGCAGCCGAAAAAACCCAUCACCAGGAUCUUCGGGGGUCUGAAGGUCGCUCCGGGUGCGAUUCCUUGGCAGGUUUCUCUGCAGGUGAGACCGCGGGGCUCCAACCAGGCCUUCCAACACAUCUGUGGAGGCGUCAUCAUCGAUAGCUGCUGGGUGCUGACGGCCGCACACUGCAUCUUACCGAGGAAGGACAUGCGUGUGUUGAUGGGGUCGCUGUCUCUGGAUACCACUCAACCUACGGAACAAAUCAUUAACGUCCAGGAGGUCAUUGUCCAUGAGAACUACAGAGAGACGCCUACAGCCGUCUACAACGACAUCGCUCUGCUGAAGCUGAGGGGUUCCAAUGGCGUUUGUGCGAAGGAGACUCAGUUCGUGAAGGCAGCAUGUUUGCCUAACGGCCCACUGCCUGAUGGGAUGGAGUGUACCAUUUCUGGAUGGGGAGACACAGAGAACUCUACUUUUGGAACCAACCACCUCCUAGAAGCCAACGUGCUGUUGAUAAAUCAGGAGAAAUGCUCUGAACCAGUCAUUUACGGCAGAGUUCUGGAUAAUUCUAUGAUCUGUGCUGGUCACCUGCAGGGAGGAGUGGAUUCCUGCCAGGGCGACUCUGGAGGACCUCUGUCCUGUAAUGACAACAACUCUCACAUUAUCUACGGUCUGGUGAGUUGGGGCGAUGAGUGCGGACUGAAGAACAAACCCGGGGUGUACACCAGAGUCACCCACUUCAUGGACUGGAUCAGGUCAAAAAUUCGAGCAGCACAAGCGUAAAACAACCUUUAUUCUCUAAACAUGGCUGCAGGAGCCUAAAUCUGGUUUAUGGAGCAGGAGUUGGAUUUUUAAAGACUUUUUGAUUCUAAUUCUGCCGUUACAUCCCUCAGACAUUUGUGUUACUGAGGAUGGAAUGUGUAAUCUCAUCUCAGAUUUGAUCUGCUAGAAUGACAAAACAUGUUUUUACAUGUAUUCAGGACCAAAGCUUUAAUUAAAGAUACACGACAGUCCAUAAAGA